AGCAGUUUUUCCCCCGAGAGCGACCAAGACCGGAUAUGACGUAUCUCCUGCUUAGGUGACGUAGCCACUACUUUAGCGUCAGAGGCGAUGUAGUCUUAUCAAUAGAUCAUAUUUGCUGUCUUUCGUUUACCUGUUUUCGGAGGAAUUUGGAAAUUGAGGCUAUAAUUUUAUAUACGAACGUUGAGAGACCGCUUCUUUACAGAACUGACAGUUUUUUGUAGUAAUUUGGAGCUCAGUUCACGUAGCUAGCUAGCUCGUUACUUGGGUAGGUAGCUAAUUGUAGCUAGCAGGUCGAGUAGCUAUAAUUGUGACACGACAGCUUUGUGUGGCUCACUGAAACAGUUAAAGUAAAAAAAAAAAAAUGCUGUCGUGUCAGCUCGGUUUAGGAAGAUGAACGUAUCUGGAUAUAAACCUAAAGCAGCUAAUUAGUGGUAACCAGCUGUGUAUUGGGUAGCUAGCAGCUGUUAAAUCGCGAUUUACAAUCAGUUGGUAGCAAACUCGACAUUUGGCAGCAUGGAUUUCCACAGCGUGCUGUCCAUCGCCUCCCAAAAGCAAGGCCUGAGCAGCUUACCGAAGAGGUACAGCUUGAAACCUGGCCCUCCGAAGAAAGACCCAAAAGUGAAAGGUGUCAAUUCAUCUGCGGUGCAAGCAUACUUGAAGAAGCAGGAGAUGGAACAGAAAAAGAAAGAUUUGGAGAAAAAAAAGCAGAAGGAAGAUCUCCUGGCUAAGAGAGUGGAAUUGAAAUCCGACCGAAAGGCACGUGCCAUGGCAUCUCGCACCAAGGACAACUUCCAUGGCUACAAUGGCAUACCCAUUGUAGAUCAGCCCAAGAAAAGGCAGAGUAAGGCUGCAAAGUUUGAGAGACAACCAGGGGAUGAUGAUGAUGAUGAUUAUUACGAUGAGGACAAUUAUGAAUAUGCAGACACUGACUCUGAGUCUGAACCAGAGCCCACGCCUGCAGUAAGGCCUCAAGAACGCAGUAAUGGUUCAACCAAAAUGAGCAACACACAGAAAAAAACUAGCGCUCCACCAAAGGCUGCUCCAUCACUUAUGAAUUUUGCAGACCUCUUAAAGCUCGCUGAGAAAAAACAGUUUGAACCUGUCGAGUUGAAACCAACAAAGAAAACUGAAGAGAGGCUUCGCACAGCAGAGGAAAUUAGAGAGUUAGAACUUGAGCGCAAAGCUAAGAAACAAGAUAAAGGGAGAGACAUUAAACCAGAUAAAAGUUCAGGGCACAAAGAUAGCAAAUCCAGCAUGAAUUCUCACAAGAAAAAUAUGGUUGACAGGGAAGGACUAUCGCACAGGUCAUCAGGUGAGAGAUCAUCCAGUGGAAUUAGCAAAAUGCCAAAGCCGCACACACAGACUGAGCGACCGCACAGUUCUGCAAAAUCAUCUCAUGGAUCCAAACCUAGCUCUAGUUCCUCAGGUGCCUUAAGUGGUAAAGCUGCCAUGAAGGGAACUUCAGCUUCAGUCAAGCAAACAGGGCCCAGGCCCCAGUCUGGCGAAAAGCCAACCACCUCAAGUGACCUUAACUCUAAGAAAGGCUAUCCAGGACUACCUCAAGUGAAAACGAAUAGUUCUGGGAGCCGAGCUGAUGCUGCUUCAAACUCGUCUAGACCAUCGGGUCAUGGGCAAGGGAUUAAGGGAUCUGGGCAAACCAGACCUAGUCAGGGUAACAUGAACAAGAGAGGACCUCCUCAAAAGCCGGGAAAGGGAGAGGUGCCACGAUCUGGAGGCAAUCCUCCUCCCCGACCAGGUGUCAACGGACCUAUGAGAUCUGCACCUGCUGGCUCUGCAAAACAAGCAGAAUCUCAGCAGCCAAGACCCAGAGGCAGCAUGCAGGGCCGUCCCGUUCCUGGAGGGGCAAAACCCCCUGUAAAUGGACAAGGCAAACCUAGCAGACCAUUAAACACUAUGGGACCAGGUCCUGGACGACCCCCGUGUACUGUUGUGUCAGAGACCAUUUCAUCGAAGAACUUUGCACCUAAACAAGGAAUGGCUGCCAGGCCUCCAGUUCCUCAGGGGCCCAAAACAAUCAUAGGACCAACAGGUCAUAGAAUUUUGGUUAGUCCGCCAGGACCGAUGCUACCACCAAUAACAUCUAGCUACAAACGCAAAUAUGAGGAUGAAGAGGAGUAUGACUCUGAGAUGGAUGACUUCAUUGAUGAUGAAGGAGGAGACCAGGAUGAAAUUUCAAAACAUAUCCGAGAAAUCUUCGGCUAUGAUCGGAACAAAUACAAAGAUGAGAGUGACUAUGCAUUGAAGUUUAUGGAGAGCAGUUGGAGAGAACAACAGAAGGAGGAGGCGCGAAGUUUGCGCUUGGGUAUUAAAGAAGAUGAAGAAGACAUGCGUAUGGAGGAGGAGGAGAUGAAAAGAAAGCAAGUGAUGAAAACAAAACGCAAAAAGACUUGAUGUUCAAGUUUGUUUGAUUGACUUGCGUGGAGUAAAGUCAGUUGUGUAGAGCAGGCUCGACAGUUCCUUGUGCCAUUCUGCAAUUAAUGUUACAUUAUUUAUUUCAAAUUACCAAAAUAGGGGAUCAGUUUUGCACUACCAAGAGCCCAUCUUUAAUAGCUGAGCUUUAGAGAAAGUAAUAUAAUGUAUCACUAAUGCCAUUUUUUUAUAUUGGUAAAGAUCAUGGAAUUACAAUUAUGUAAUUGCAGAAUCAACGUCUGCUUUGGUAUUUGUUCAGGAUUUGAAGAUUGUGAGUCUUAUUUUAUUAACGGUAUUUAAUGAUGGAUGAAACAUUCUGCAAAUUUUGCAAUGUAUUUUUCUUGGUAAAGCAAUUUGACAGA
Messenger RNA from Pangasianodon hypophthalmus (striped catfish), 2792 nucleotides. It is a transcript of the gene spty2d1, whose product is annotated as SPT2 chromatin protein domain containing 1. Gene Ontology annotation, biological process: regulation of DNA-templated transcription; nucleosome assembly. Gene Ontology annotation, molecular function: DNA binding; histone binding. Gene Ontology annotation, cellular component: nucleolus. The record is from RefSeq and is a predicted model, not a curated record. NCBI's taxonomy places the organism in Eukaryota, Metazoa, Chordata, Actinopteri, Siluriformes, Pangasiidae. Bases 514 to 2412 code for a protein of 632 amino acids. The transcript is spliced from 6 exons.